AAAUCCAUAUUUACUCUCAAUGAGUUGAUUGGUGGAUUGAUGGCCGAGUCUCUGCUAUAACUGCGUUCCGGGAAUUUUUGAGUCGAAUACAAAUUGCACCAAGGUCUCCAUUACUUCUGUGUUUGAUUUCUUAUUGAUAUGACAUUGAAUGUGACUAGAAGUCACUAGUUUCUCAUAGGAAAUAUUAAAAUACAGCUUAAUACAACAAAUUAAUACCACAAUCGCUAAGCACUUCACAAAUAUUUUUAGCAUAAACAUGCUGUAUUUAAUGUGCUUCAGGGCAGGGUGGGGUUUUCCUAAACGCUGCAUUAAGUGAUCUUUUUUUUUUUCUUUUUGCAUAUAAAAGUUUUUAAGGACAUGUUAGGUCAGAUUUGACAAGGUCCUCAUCCAAUCCUGGAUCCGUGCGCGUUUAGGGGGCGGGGGAAAUCACAUCUUUGGCCUAUCAGGUUGCGCACGUGGCGCUGGAUGUGCAGAUGUUGUGCAACAGCUGGAAGUUCCGCGCUGAGAAGCACGCUGUUCCUCCCGAGAGAGCCAGAGCAGCUAUGAACUGGGAAGAAGGACUGCGGCGCAUGUGCUCGCUUUUCUCGUCCCCGGCACGCGCAGUGAACAAAACAUAACUCUGAUCUCGAUGUUUAGGAAACGCAGCCUGAUGUUGACAGCUGGAUUUUUGUAGCUCGUGUGUGCAGGAAUGGGUUUGUUUUUUUACACAGCUGGACCUGUCAGUCCCACCGAGCCGACUCUCGACGAGCAGGCACAACGAUGUGUUGGCGAGAAUAACCAGAGCUACGUUUGUGAGUCAGGGCACUGCUGUGAAGAGCUGCAGUGCUGCAACUACUAUUACGAGUUAUGGUGGUUCUGGUUGAUGUGUGCUAUUACCUUCAUCCUGACCUGUUGCUGUGUGUGUCAUCACCGCCGCGCCAAGCACAGACUGCAGCAGCAGCAGCGACAGCAUGAGAUCAACCUGAUUGCCUACAGAGAGGCUCGCAACUACACCUCACCUCCAUUCUACUUCAGGUUUCUACCAAGCUAUCUCCUCCCUGACUAUGAGGAUGUGACAAAUCAUCCUCUCACCCCACCACCUCCUUACUCUAAUCUAAACGCUGGACCACCAGCUUGUACCAACAAUGACCAGGAGGAGGCCCAAUGUCCAUCCAGACAGGCCACUCCCGUUCCCACAGUGUCAACAGCACUGUGCUCCAGUCCUGACAUAGUGGAGCUUGAGAACUCCAGGGAGAACCAGAACAGAGAUAAUGGGAAAGACAGGGAGACCAUGUUAAAGCAGGACAUGGAUCACAAGGACCAGGAACAGUGUGUGGAAGUACCCGAAGAGAAGACGGAUGAGCUCGUGGGAAGAAGGCGCCACUUUACAGGUGACUCUGGCAUUGAAGUGUGUUUGUGCAGCGGAAGAACUGAAAGCCACAGACCCAGAGUGCUUGAGGAGCUGUUAAGCAAUGAAGACGACGGCAGCUCGAUGGAGUUUUGUGAUGACUGUGGAGCUAGAGAUGAUAAAGAUGGUGAGCAGGGGGUAGAGCUGGAUGCAUCACCACCACCACCACCACAGCUCCAUCCUCUCUGCCUAUCUUUACAUACCAUUAAUGAGCUGGAGGGGCCACAGGAGUGACAGAAUAGAGGGGGAUUAUAUUAAACAUAACGGAAACAGAGACCCAACAGUACACACCAUGUUUUGUGGAUGGUAUAUAGAGUAUGUCUAAGCCUUUUGACACUCUGAUGGUUGAAUGAUUUUUUUGUAGCUACAGCCGUGUUAGGUGGGGAAAAGAGUCGUAGCGGAUCCAGAACCUAUCCUAGAAACACUGGUUUUAAGGUGGGAAUACAUCCUGGAUGGGACACUAGUCCAUCACAAGGCAUCCAACACACAUUCACACACUCAUUAACACUUAGGGGUAAUCUAGAUUAGCCAAUCUAUUUACUGUCAUGGUUUGGGAGGUUGGAAGAAACCAGAGAUAUGAGCAGUGACUUGAGAUAAUGACAAGAUCCAAAGAUCACAUAAGAUCAAUAGAAUUGUUCGGUUUAAUGAGCCCUAUUAUUGUUUUGGUGAGUGCAAAGUUUGAUGUGUGGUCAUUCAUAUGUGGCUGGGAUAAGUUCAAAAAACUUGGGAAGAACUGGCCUAUGGGUGAUAUUUGCAAAGGAUCCUUGGACCCCACAGAUCGCCCCUUGUAGUUAUAUUGAUUGAUAUGCUGAUUUUCGUCAAGCUUUGUCAUUGGGGCUAGUUUGAGUAAUUCAAGCCAUAAAGUGUUUUACAUGAAAGCUUUUACUUUAAAGGAGACCUAUUUUAAGCCUUUUUACAAGAUGUAAUAUAAGUCUCAGUCGUCCCCAGAACGUGUCUGAAGUUUCAGCUCAAAAUACCCCACGGAUCAUUUAUUUUACCAUGCUGAAAAUGCCACCUUUUUGGGUGGAAGCAAAAACACACUGUUUUCGUGUGCUGUUCCCCGCCCCCUUUCCGGAAGAGGGCUGCGCCUACAGCUCGUGCUUUGGAUACUACAGCAGUUGUGACUUUACAGUUCGUGCUUCGGAUACUAAAAUGAUUCGCCCAAAACGUACACGGUUUUCAAAAAGAUAAUCACCUUACUGUAUUGUGCAUAAUAAAGGUGCGGUUAUGAAUUCUACAGACAGUAAGCGUUUUCAGGUUAAAAAUAAAAAUGACGAAAUAGCUCUGGUCUCCGUGAAUACAUUCAGAAACCAUGGUAGCGUUAGCCGCAUUAGCCGUGGUAUGCGCUAAUAAGCACAUUUGAAAAGGCGAUUUGCAAACAUUCACAAAAUAUAAAGUGCAAUACUUACGUCUUCUGGGUGUGAAGCUGGAUCACGAACAGUUGGUACUGAUCCAUGCUUGAGAAUCAAGUUUUUAGCAAAUCCUUCUUUGUACUGACCCUCGUUCACAAAGCAGUCUGGUGUAAAAUGAUUUAAGGUAUUUUUUGGGCAGAUUUCCUUCAAAAAUAAAACUUCUCCAUGGUGUCUUUAGAGGCUCUGAUGCUGGGAGUACUCUUAUGUUCAUUCUUACAGCCAACGAGAGAAUACUUACAAAGCUUACUAAGCUGAGACAUUCUUCUCCUCGCUGUAGCUGCUCCAGCAUGGAAAACAUGGUGGACUGUGUGCAGCUCACUCAGGGUAGGAUCUAUACUAAUAGGGCAGAGUCCCUGGGCGGGGCUUGUUCCAACGUGACAUCACGUUGGGGUGAAAAUAAAAACGACUCAUUUUGAGACACUGUUUAUGAUUUAAUGGGAACAUAAAAAAGGAGUGGGUGGAUUUUUAGCACUGUAUGGUGGUUGUGUACACACUCUGCCGACACAGAUUUAUGUUCAAACAACACUUAAAAGUGGAUUUUGCAUAAUAGUUCCCCUAUAGGUAAAUGAUAAGAUACCUUAACGAUGUGUUAGCUAGACUGGCCUCUGCUUUGCACAUUUUUCAAUCUCUCCUGCCAAAAAAGGGGAAAUUGAGAUAGAUUUUUUGCACUAUUUUGCAAAUUAUGGCAAAGUGGCCAAAAAAGUCAAUGAAAGUUAUGAAAGUUGUUUUUGGAAGCCUAAUUUGCUUUUAUUUAACCAGAAUUUGCACAUAAAAAAAUACAACCUGUUUCUGUUUAAUGAUUGGUAGGCAUAGUGAAAUGUAGACAUGCAAAAAACAAACAAAAGCAGACAUGCAAAAAAUUCAACGAAAGUAUUCGACUUAGUAUGAAGUUUAUUAUCUUUUAAUUUAGUGUUAAAUGAAUUAGAAGUAGAUUAGUUUAGAGUGGGGGAAAUAAGUAUUGAACGUGUCAACAUUUUUUUCAGUAACUGUAUUUCCAAUGAGGCUAUUCACAUGAAAUUUUCACCAGACUUUGGUAUUACCUCAAGAAAUCUGGUCAGAGAUAUCGCGAGGAGCUCCUGUACGUGGACGGUUGAUGACGGAGUGAUGUUGCUUCUACUUGUGGAUAAUGGCCCCAAUGGUGUUUACUGGAGGAUUCAGAAGUUUUGAAAUACGUCUGUAUCCGAUUCCAUCAAUAUGUUUAGCAACAAUAAGGUUGCGAAGGUCUUGCGAGAGCUCUUUGCUUUUACCCAUUAUGAGAUGUUUCUUGUGUGACACCUUGGUAACAAAAAGCCUUUUUAUAGACCAUCAAUUUACUAAGCGAAUAUUCAUUUGCACAGAUAGGGGGUAUAAUUAAUUUUAUUAUGAUUAUUACUAUUAUGGAUUUCAGCUGGUUCUUUGCCUUACCUUGCCUUGAACAACUGCUUUUUCUUAGCGUCUUCAAUACUUUUUUCCUGUCAUUCCACUUUAUUAUACAUAACUUUAUUUAUGGACUUUGAUAUUGUGAAUUCUUUAUAUUUUGUGGAUUUCUUGAGUUAAGACUGAAAAUUUCAUGAGAAUAACCUCAUUGGAAAUAUAUUUACUGAAAAAAAUGUUGGCACGUUCAAUACUUAUUUCCCCCACUGUAUAUAUAAAAGACAUUUAGCAGAAUUUGUUGCCCUGCCAAAAUAACUUGACGAUAAUGAUGUUAUAUCUUAAUGUUUUUCAAAUCAAUUGCAGAUCACUUCAUAUUACUGUGACCAUUUUCUGAUUUCAAAAUUAGGAUCACUUUUCAUUGAUUGUGUUUACGUGGUGCCAAUAGAUACUGGCCUUAAAAGCAUUUUUAUGAAACAAACCUUUCAAUAUUAUUAAUAAUCACUUACCCCAACACCUUUUUCAUUUCCACAACAGGGCCACAUAGGUAGUUUUGAUUUUAUAGGUCUAGGCCCAGUCCUUCUUGUAUUCUAUACAGUUCAAACUUUAUAUCCUUGCAGAAUAACUUCAAAUAUUUACAAGCACACUGUUUUCCAAGAUUUAAGAUAUAGUGGUGUACCCUCCAUUAACCACUGUUGGAAAAUGACCGUAGAAGACCCUUCUUUCAAAAGCCUGAAAUACAAGUACAACCCAAAUGUUUUUGGGGGCUCAAACAUACGUGCAACAUGUCCCAGAAAUUGUAUUUUUAGUCUUUUCCUGCCAAAAAAUGCAGUUAUUUAAAAGUCAGAAAUUCAAUUUCUGUUAAUUUCAUGCUUGAUUGCUAUGUAUUGGAAAAAUUUAAUCUGUGGACCUUUGGAUCUUUGGACCAUGUGGAUAAGAAUAUCGACAUUCUGAUUAGAAUUGCUUACACAAUUAAACAAACAAAAAUAAAUCUGUGGAUUGUUUCUAAGCUUCACUGAAGUAGGAAAUGUGUUUUCUUAAUGUCUUGUGAUUUUGGUGGUAACCCUAUUUAUAUUUGUAUCAUACAGUUAAUGUAUCUAAUAUGUAUUUAAUUAUAUUUGUGUGUGUGUGUGUGUGUGUGUGUGUGUGUGUCAGCACACUGAAGCAGCAUUGAGACAGCUUUAAGGACAGGAUAUGGUGGUUGGUGUGGGUUUCUAUAAUUUCUUGCAUUUGUUUUCAUAACUGUUCAAAAAAUUAUUGGCUAGGGAUUUGGUUUUUAUGUUUGACAUCCUUUGCCCGCUUUCCCUAUUAUCAUUUUCUGUUAUUCUACUCUAUUAUUCGUAGAGUGUUGCAUUUAGUAAUUGACCCACAUAGCUAUUACUGUGAUGUAGGUCACAAUCACAAAGAGGAGGUAAGGCAGGAACAGGAAGCGGUCAAUAACGUUCAUGAUCAGCUUCCAGUCAUGCAGUUUGCACUUUCUUCCAUCCUCAGUCAAAUGGUCAGCACAUCUUGGGUCAUUUUCUUCAGCUCAUCCACCACCGCUGCACCCUCCAUCUUCUCCAUUUCUCCAGUCUCAGCAGGUGUCAUUGCUUCACCUGACACGUCCAGCAUCACCGGUGACAUGAAGAACAUGACGAGAUCUCAGAUGAGCUAUCAGUCUAUCUAACAUAAUGUUAAUUAAUGUUUUACUCUGGAACUCUACAGUUGCAGCUAGCAAACACUAGAAUCAACCAUUAAGUUUAUGAAAUAUGAAUGCCAUAUUUAGCGCUUAGAAUGGGCAUCCUGUUAUAGGAAAAUAAUGAAAUGGUGGCGUUAAAAAUUUGCUUUUAAACACCUUCAAACCAAUCAUGUUCAAGAAUUCAACAGCACUGGGGUACAAUUUACUUUAUACUCGGCGCUGUUUAAUUCUCGGUUCUCAUUGGCCAGGAGGUGUUCGUAUUCAUGAAAGUUUUGACAGUAUUGCUGGCAAUUCAGUUCAAUAUACAUAUAUUCUAUAUUAAUGUGCUCAUCCUAAUCCCUUAUAAUUUAUAUAUUAAUAGCUAAUUCACAUGAAGUUACAUCAUUUAAUAAGAAGAAUAAACAUUUGUGUUGCUCUUUAACAACGAUAAUAUAAUUGAUGAUAAGUUGAUGUGGUGACAUGUCAACUUUAUUUAAUGUUUAUGGAAGGAAAAUCUCCAGUAUCAGCUUUUUUCUGUGUCUUAUUAACCUCAAACUGCUGUUAUUGAUAGCAAGGACUUUUUUAUCUUGUUGAUUAAAUGUAACUGUAGACUACUGUACAGAUUACCACCCUGUUGACUAAUUUAAUAUAACAGCAUUCCCCAUUGCUUUUAUUUCUCGUUCUGCAAGUAUUCUUAUUGUAUGUGCUGUAAACCACUAAUCCUUUUACCUUUUGUUUGUGGGUUUAAAGUCACUGUGACCGGAGCAGCAGGACUUUUGGGGAACAUGAACAGGACGUGGAGCCAACGGGGCACUCACUCUGCGGUAAUAUUCUGAGUUGUUACAGAAGUUAACAAUGAACAUUGCCUCCAGAAGGCUGAUCACCAACCUUCUGCAACAAGCUGAGGGAUAAAAAUACAUCUGCAAAGGGAAAGAGAUGUACACAUGAUACAGUAUACAAGAUGUGGGCCAUAUGUAAUACAAUAGUCCAUUACUAUGAUUGUACUUUAAGCUAUAUAUUGGUUAUCUCAGAGAAUCAACAGUAAGCUACACAUUGUAUUAUAACGUAUUACUGUGCAACAGCGCUGUACUUAUAAGGGGUGUGUUUGCAGCACUAUCAGACAGGAGGUCAUUAGUGUUGAUCAGAAAGAGGGUGUAGCCCAGGAUGUGAGUCGUUUUGAUAGCAGAACGAGCAGCAUUAUGAGGAGGCAGGAGGAAGCUGAACAAGUCCAACAGACUCAGGAAGCAGCUAGGGACCAGGAAGUUCACUACAUAGAGACUGGCCUCACGUUUAUGCUCCACAUUUUCUCCACAAUUUCUUUAGUAUUAAGACAUCAUAAAACUGAAGUGAUUUAAAAAAAAAAAAAAAAAAGAGAAAGAAAGAUGCAAGGCAGACAGGUAGAUUCACUUACGCUGUACGUAACAGAAGAAAAAGACCUUUUGCUGGUAAAGAUAGAAUUGGAAACAAGGUGUGUCAAGUUAAC
This is a messenger RNA of Ictalurus furcatus (blue catfish), 7289 nucleotides long. RefSeq names its product WW domain binding protein 1-like b (gene wbp1lb). The coding region runs from base 689 to 1621 and encodes 310 amino acids. The record is from RefSeq and is a predicted model, not a curated record. The transcript is spliced from 4 exons. Lineage: Eukaryota; Metazoa; Chordata; Actinopteri; Siluriformes; Ictaluridae.